This is a messenger RNA of Sabethes cyaneus, 599 nucleotides long. It is a transcript of the gene NP15.6, whose product is annotated as NADH dehydrogenase [ubiquinone] 1 beta subcomplex subunit 11, mitochondrial. The transcript has 2 exons. Bases 69 to 536 code for a protein of 155 amino acids. NCBI's taxonomy places the organism in Eukaryota, Metazoa, Arthropoda, Insecta, Diptera, Culicidae. The record is from RefSeq and is a predicted model, not a curated record.
CGUCAAAACACUGUUUUCCUCUGUACUGUCUCUACUGUGCUGCUUUUCUCUCGAUCUGGUCUUGCAGAAUGUCCGGGUUGAUGCGAUUAAGUAGCAACGCGCUGUUAGUGCGAAGUCUGAUCCAACAUUCGGCACGCAGUGCACGUUUGAUUUCAUCGUCGCAGAAAAAUCGCGAUGCAGCCGCCGUCGACGUAACGAGCAAGAAAGCAGCCGCAAAACCAGCUGAACCAGCCGCUACUGCCGUAAAAAAGAACUGGGUAAGCUACGGGUUUGACUACAAGGACGAGGCAAACGAUCGGAGCGCAACGAACGCAUCGUUCUUUUUCUCCGUUACCCUUUGCUUGGUGCUAGGAAGUUUCUACUGGGCCUAUCUACCAGAUCCUCAGCUACGCGAUUGGGCCCAGCGGGAAGGCUAUCUGGAGCUGAGGCGCCGCGAAGCAGCUGGUCUGGAACCGAUCAGUAAGGAUUUCAUCGAUCCUUCUAAGAUCGUGCUGCCGACAGACGAAGAACUAGGCACUACGGAAAUCGUUAUUUAAAGCUUAAUUUCCUGCCUCGGAGUUAUGUAACAUUGAAAUGGUAAAUACAGUUUGUGUAAAAUA